Xylaria bambusicola is the source of this 606-nucleotide messenger RNA. Its product is annotated as pre-mRNA branch site protein p14. The record is from RefSeq and is a predicted model, not a curated record. The transcript is spliced from 5 exons. The coding region runs from base 214 to 567 and encodes 117 amino acids. NCBI's taxonomy places the organism in Eukaryota, Fungi, Ascomycota, Sordariomycetes, Xylariales, Xylariaceae. Gene Ontology annotation, molecular function: RNA binding.
CCGCCCCCGAUCGGUCCGUGUGCUCACCAGGCCAGCCAUGUCGACGCUCAAGGCUCAACCACUUCUCCAAACUUCCAUACAUCUGCACUACGUCUCGUGCAUCGGCUUCUACCCCGAUCUCAACUCAACCUCCACUCCUUCUCGAGCACAAUCAGAAUCGUGCCAUUAUACGGAACCCUGUUAUCAUCUCGGACUUAUCACAGCCAUCAAGAUAUGAGUCGCGCCGGAAAGCUUGCCCCCGAGCAGUUGCCAGUCUUAUUUAUCAAGAACCUCAACUACGAAGUCACAGACGGCGACCUCUUCAAGCUCUUCGACCCUGACGAGACGGGCAUCAUCCGUCAAAUUCGGAAAGGAAUCUCUGUCGACACAAAGGGAACCGCCUAUGUCGUCUUCUGGAAUGCGAUGGACGCGAAGAACGCCCUUGAGAAGCUAAACGGCUUCAACUUUCAAAACAGAUACCUUGUCGUACUAUGGCACCAACCAGAGAAGACGCUCAAGUCGAAAGACGACGUGCAAGCCCGCCAGGAGAGUUUAGGUCAGCUCAAGAAACAAUACGGUAUCGAUUGACGAUUAGACGGGCCUGCGGAUAGGCUCCAGAACCGUGCU